AUGGCCCCUAAUAAUGAGCUCCUUGUUAACCAAGCGAUUGUGAAGACUAGCGCUGCACCUCCCCCUCCUGCGGAGACGCCUAAACCCGCAGACCCUGCCCCCGCACCCGGGCCGGUCCAGGGCCUCAUCAACGUGAAAUCCAACUGUGGGCCCAGCGGAGCUUCCCAGGAUGUAACGCAGUACAGUGGACCCAAUGGCGGUAUCGACUGGCUCAACUGCGGUCUCAACGACGGCGGCUGGAACCCUCCGUACAUCCGCGUGGAGGACGUCAUCACUAUGGACUUAGGCGAAGCUAUCAAGGACCCUAACAGCGCAUUCAAGGCUUGUUCGGAAUAUAUUCCAAUUUUCCAGAAGUAUGCUGGAGAGUUCGGUGUCCCUGCGAUCAUGGUGGCCUCUUUCGCCAUGCAGGAGAGUGGAUGCAACCCCCACACCGUCGGUGGUGCGGGUGAGCAGGGAUUGAUGCAGCUGACCUGGGACAAGUGUGGGCAGGCGCCCGGAGGCAACUGCCAGGACGUCGACUACAACAUCAGGACCGGUACCAAAUACUUCUCGGACACGCUGAACGCCAACGGUGGGGAUCUUCUCAAGACUAUUGCCGGUUACAAUGGGUGGUCGAUCAAGAUGACCUUCGACCAAGCUACUGCCGCCGGAUGGGGCCCGUGCUGCCGCUGCCAGAACAACUUGGACUACCUUCACCAGUUCCUGAACGGAUGGUGCCAGAACAUCAACGCUUACUCGCACAACCCUCCCCUCGGAAAGUACUUCAACCUGAACAAGUGCGGUCCUCCGGGUGGACCAAACUAA
Messenger RNA from Gloeophyllum trabeum ATCC 11539, 804 nucleotides. Its product is annotated as lysozyme-like protein. The transcript has 7 exons. Lineage: Eukaryota; Fungi; Basidiomycota; Agaricomycetes; Gloeophyllales; Gloeophyllaceae. Bases 1 to 804 code for a protein of 267 amino acids. The record is from RefSeq and is a predicted model, not a curated record.